AUCGCGAAUUUUUCAUACUUCUGAGCCAAACGGUCGACCCAUCUUCAUUUGUUUUUCAUCGUAGGCUAAUUUAAUCGACCGAUUCGUGUUUCUGAGAUAAAAAUAGUGCAAAACGUUAAAAUACCUCGACAAAGAAAUGGUGAUCUUGGACCCAAAAGUCGCGGAAAGACACCGGUAAUGCACCCCAAGGAUCAAGCGUCAAGAAUCGGAUACUAAAAGGAAGAAGAGUCUCCGGUAGAGACCGUUCUCACGGAAGGUGGGCGGUCCUUGUGAAAAAUCAAAAUGGUUGCACCGAAAGCAAUUCUACGCGUCCGACUAGCAAUGCGACAAGUUCACUCUGAGCCGACACAGCAGAGGAAGAACGAUGUGAGGUGUCAAAUGAGAAUAACGGGAUUUUUUCUGCAUCCAAACGCAGAGUUCACAGAUACUAACUCGGAGGAGGAGACUGUCACGAGGGCCGAGGAGGACUCGCGCGACCGCGUACGUAGAGAGAGUAUUUCAGAUCCAAGGAUGUCCUCGGGACCUUUCGCUGUCCAAUCCCAGUUUCUACAUGCGAACGGAUCUACUCGUAAACUGAACGACUGUCCAUGUCAAAAGGUAAAAUUUACCGACCCACACUACGUGGCACACCCACAGACCAACACACGGCUCGGGGUACAAAAUCCACCUAUUGCGAGCGAUUCACCGGCGUAACUUGGGGCCAAAUUCCAGCGAUCGGUUGAACGAUCCCGACCUCGAGGGAUCUGCGGAGAACGGAAUUGAGAGGAAAAAAAGG
Messenger RNA from Athalia rosae (coleseed sawfly), 775 nucleotides. RefSeq lists its product as uncharacterized. The transcript has 3 exons. The coding region runs from base 283 to 693 and encodes 136 amino acids. Lineage: Eukaryota; Metazoa; Arthropoda; Insecta; Hymenoptera; Athaliidae. The record is from RefSeq and is a predicted model, not a curated record.